UUUCGAGGGGCUUGAUGGCGGCCCAGUAAGUGAAACUGGUGGAGUUCCGAGAGCAAGUUGAUUGUGCAGUUUGCUCGCUCGCUAAGGCAUCCACCGUGGAGUCAGAGGCGCGGACUGAGGUCGCUUCCGCGCCUCAGAAGGUUACUCGUUGGAGACAGUGACGGGCGGACGUCAUGUCACCGCCAUUAGUGCUUGGCCUUUUGCUCGUUGUGGCUGCGGUCAUCCUUCUUCACGCUGGUGCAGUGGAAGGUCGCGGUGGAGUGAAAGGUGGCAUCAAAGGUGGCCCGGGAGAGGAUGACGGAUGCACACCCGUCACCGACCCCACUGGCGGUACAGUCCCUGACCAGCCCUUCCCAGACGAGAAUGUCCCCGACGAAAACAGCCCUGACGAAAACAGCCCUGACGAAAGCAGCCCCGACGAAAGCAGCCCCGAUGAAGGCAGUCCCGACGAAAACAGCCCCGACGAAAACAGCCCCGAAGAGGAGAACCCCGACACCGAAAGCGCUGACCGGGAGCCCCCAGCGAGACAACCAACCGAUGGCAGUGACGAAUCAUCUAUGCCCGAUGAUAUCAAGGGUGGCAAAUUCAAAGGCCCCAAAGGCCCCAAGGGCUCCAAAGGUCCCAAGGGGUCCAAAGGCUCCAAGGGAUCUAAAGGCUCCAAGGGGUCUAAAGGCCCCAAGGAGUCUAAAGGUCCCAAAGGGUCUAAAGGUCCCAAGGAUUCAAAAGGACACAAAGACUCCAACAACAACAAAGGCGUCAAAGACUCCAAAGGCGAAGGGCAAAUACGUUUUCCAGACUUUGACGAUGGCGGGGGCUCAGGAGGCGCGGCUGGCGCGGGCGUACCCGUGCAGAUGGGGGACAACAGCGACGGGAACAGGAAGGACGAGGACGACGACAGGGCCCGCGUCCGCGCCCGUAGCAACCAGCCGGCUCCCGUGGUGUGCUUCAUCCGCGCCAACGGCUUCGAGAGGCGAGGUGUGCGCAGGUACUCCCUCAGGAGCCUGCCGAUACACAAGUGCACGCACUUCAUCUACUCAUACGUGGAGACGGACAACAAGAGCGGGGAGAUCCUCUACCGCAAGAGGGGACACCUGGGAGAGAAAACUAUCCUGCGAGAGCUCGGACGAAUCAGACACGACACAAGUGCUAAAGAUAUAAGGACCCUCGUCAGCUACGGUGCCGGUGCGCACGUGCAAAGCCUGUUGAACCGUAUUCGUGACGACAAAGGGGCCGAUGAACUGGUGCGCCGGAUAAAGUCCAUGCUGGAGACCUUCGGCCUGGAUGGCAUCAACUUCCACCUGGAAGGGCCUGGUCCUCUCGUCUGCAAACAAGAAGACAUCAUGACCAUACUCAAGUUCAUCAAGAAUCUCCGGCUCUAG
This is a messenger RNA of Dermacentor silvarum, 1379 nucleotides long. Its product is annotated as collagen alpha-1(VII) chain. NCBI's taxonomy places the organism in Eukaryota, Metazoa, Arthropoda, Arachnida, Ixodida, Ixodidae. Gene Ontology annotation, biological process: carbohydrate metabolic process. The coding region runs from base 174 to 1379 and encodes 401 amino acids. The transcript is spliced from 5 exons. The record is from RefSeq and is a predicted model, not a curated record.